AUGACACCCAUUGGAACCACACCCAAUAGGCUAGUGUACGGUAAAAAUUGUCAUUUACCCGUGGAGCUUGAACACAAAGCCUAUUGGGCUUUGAAAACAUGCAAUUUCGAGCGAAAUGAGUUGCGUGCAAAUCGACUCUUCCAAAUGAAUGCUUUGGAAAAACUGAGAUAUGAGUCUUAUACUAAAUCAUUGAUUUAUAAAGACAAGACCAAGAGCUGGCAUAAUACAAGGUUGAAGGGUAAUAAAGAGUUUGAGAAAGGACAAAAAGUUCUCUUGUACAAUUCAAGGUUAAAGCUCUUUCCGGGAAAAUUACGCACUCGUUGGACUAAACCUUUUACAAUCAAGCGUGUAUUUUCAUAUGGGGUGAUUAAGCUAUGUAGUAAAGACCGGUCAAGCUUCAAAGUCAAUGGUCAUCGGGUGGAGAGAUAUGAAGAAGGAACGCUAAAAGAUGAAGGACUUGAAGAAGGGCAAGAUUUGAAGGUCUCCGCUGAAACGUAG
Lactuca sativa (garden lettuce) is the source of this 498-nucleotide messenger RNA. RefSeq lists its product as uncharacterized. Lineage: Eukaryota; Viridiplantae; Streptophyta; Magnoliopsida; Asterales; Asteraceae. The record is from RefSeq and is a predicted model, not a curated record.